This is a messenger RNA of Peronospora matthiolae, 519 nucleotides long. The record is from the annotation of a GenBank genome assembly. NCBI's taxonomy places the organism in Eukaryota, Oomycota, Peronosporomycetes, Peronosporales, Peronosporaceae.
AUGUCGGACGUUGGAGACGACAGCUUUCACGUCACACGUGAAGGCUACUCCCAUCCGAGUGACUCAGAAUGGGAGGUAGUCGGCCGCAUGAGUGUGCUCAUGGGCGAACCCGCCAUCAGUGGCAUCUUGGAGUCUCUAAGCAGAGCCCAGCAGCACGAUGCUAUCAACAAGUUCCUACAAGGGGACCUUGCCGUCGAAAGACAGAAUAUAGCCUUGCUACAACAGCAAGGCUCCCAUCAGUGGAUGGGCAGGCCGACGCACAUGCGUCGACCCGAAACCUUGAAGACAGAUAUCUCAAGGUACAAGGGAACCGAUGAAGAUAUCCUUUUGAGAUGGUUCGUCGAGUUAGACGACGUCGCAAGGGACCGUCACAUCGAGGGUGACGAGAUGCAAGUCACCUUAGCCCUGUCAAAUUUGACAGGACGAGCAAAGACUUGGGCCUUAGGGCUCAAGCUUCAUGACCCAAACGUGUUUGAGUUGUUUGAGUCCUUGAAGUCUCGGCUCAAAGAGACGUUUUAG